AUGCCUAUUCAACGUGCUAAAGGAGGACACCUCAACAACGGUGAUGGUGAAGCUGGGAUCGUGGAAAAUACUAACAGUCGCGUGAUCCGAGCUCUCCAGGCUUCAAAAAACAACAAGUUAGCUUCUAUAAAUCUGUUGCUUCAAGGUGUUGUGCGGUCAGCAUGUACUGUUGUGAAGGGUACGGAUUCCCAGCGAAGAUUCAAUGCGCAAUUUUCUGAGUUCUGUCGUGCUGCACUUGUGGGGAUUGCUGAAUUGGAGGAUGCUGUCUACGAGCUGGAGAAGACUGAGGGGCUCACAGGAAAUGACGAAAACGGGGUGCAAUGCAUUGGAGUGGCAGACUUCGUGAAAGAGAUGGCCACAUUCAUUGCCUCACAAACCAAUGCUCUUGGUGUGCAAUAUUUGGAGCACGUUGGUAUGUCUGCCUUGUCAACGGCGGCGAAGCCGCAGCAGAAGCCCACCGAGACCAAGCGGGGUGCGAAACGAGGUAGAGUAGAGGAUACAAAGCAAUGGGCUUCAGAUCGCAGAAGUCCACAGCGCAAGCGGACGGGUACGUCACCACCGUUAGGCCCCAACUGGGAGCUCGACGCGCCACCACCAUUGCAUAAUUCUGGGAGUUGCAGGGGCGGAAGAGGCGCUCAUCAUGGGGCUGCAAAACUGACCAGUAUUCCAACACUCUCAACGUGGCUGCAACCGUGGACCCUCCCACUGCCAAACGCCCACGGCAUUGUACUUGAUCGCGUCACAACAGAACGCCCCAAGCAAUCUAGUGGGACUGCCGAAGAGCCCACAAGACUCCACGAUGAGGUGUCAGUGUUUGACAUAUGCACGGCACCGACACCUGCAGAGGUGCUUCGCCUUUGGGAGGCCCGUGAGAGCUUGCUUUCACCCGGGGUGGAUAGGGGGAGUAGCCUGGGUGCCGUGGCUUGUGCCACAGUUCCGCCUCAUGCCAAGGAAGAAGGUAAACCAAUGUUCUUUCCAAAGAGCGAUUUAGGGCUGCGGGCAUCUGUGCCAACACACGUAUUGGUGGAUUUGGUGCACUGCGGCAUUUCGUCGCUUGAAAUGCCGUUUAAGGAUAUGGUGUAA
Messenger RNA from Trypanosoma grayi, 1083 nucleotides. RefSeq lists its product as hypothetical. NCBI's taxonomy places the organism in Eukaryota, Euglenozoa, Kinetoplastea, Trypanosomatida, Trypanosomatidae. The record is from RefSeq and is a predicted model, not a curated record. Bases 1 to 1083 code for a protein of 360 amino acids. The transcript has a single exon.